Messenger RNA from Mesocricetus auratus (golden hamster), 2812 nucleotides. RefSeq names its product UDP-N-acetylglucosamine pyrophosphorylase 1 like 1 (gene Uap1l1). Gene Ontology annotation, molecular function: UDP-N-acetylglucosamine diphosphorylase activity. The record is from RefSeq and is a predicted model, not a curated record. Gene Ontology annotation, biological process: UDP-N-acetylglucosamine biosynthetic process. The coding region runs from base 84 to 1607 and encodes 507 amino acids. Lineage: Eukaryota; Metazoa; Chordata; Mammalia; Rodentia; Cricetidae. The transcript is spliced from 9 exons.
GAAUCUGCGCCGCCUGCCUGAGGUCUCGUGAUGUUGGUCAUAAGGUCUCAAGUACCGUUUGAGACAGCAGCUGCGUUUGCAGCAUGGCCUCGGAGCAGGAUGUUCGGGCACAGCUGCAGCGCGCGGGCCAGGAACAUCUCCUUCGUUUCUGGGACGAUUUGGCUCCGGAGGCUCGAGCUGCGCUGCUAGCGGAGCUCGCCUCUCUAGAGCCCGACGCUCUGCGUGAGCACUGCCAGCGCGCCUCCGCCGCCUGCGCGCUUGCCCCGGGUCCUCUGCGGGACUUGGAGGCGCGCCUGCAGCCCCUGCCCCCAGAACGCGUGGGCAGCGCGAUCCGCUGCGACCAAGAGACACGCCUGCGGUGGGAAGAGGAAGGUUUCCGACAGAUUGCUCUGAACAAAGUGGCUGUCCUGCUGCUGGCCGGUGGGCAGGGCACUCGCCUGGGCGUCACCUACCCCAAGGGCAUGUAUCAAGUAGGGCUGCCCAGCCAAAAGACCCUGUACCAACUGCAGGCAGAGCGGAUUCGGCGUGUUGAACAGUUGGCUGGCCAGCGACUGGGGACCCAUUGCACCGUGCCCUGGUACAUCAUGACCAGCGAGUUUACACUGGGACCCACCAUCAAGUUCUUCAAGGAGAAUGGCUUCUUCCACCUAGACCCCGCUAAUGUGGUCCUGUUCGAGCAGCGCAUGCUACCUGCUGUGACCUUUGAGGGCAAGGCCAUACUGGAACGGAAAGACAAAGUUGCCAUGGCCCCAGACGGCAACGGCGGCUUGUACUGUGCCCUGGCUGACCACCAGAUCCUAGAGGACAUGAAACGGCGGGGCGUGGAGUUUGUGCAUGUGUACUGUGUGGACAACAUCCUGGUGCGGCUGGCUGACCCAGCCUUCAUAGGCUUCUGUGUGCUUCGGGGAGCAGACUGUGGUGCCAAGGUGGUGGAAAAAGCAUACCCCGAGGAGCCAGUGGGCGUGGUGUGCCAGGUGGAUGGGGUCCCCCAGGUGGUGGAAUACAGCGAGAUUAGCCCUGAGACCGCUGGGCUCCGAGGGCCUGAUGGGGGCUUGCUCUACAACACAGGCAACAUCUGCAACCAUUUCUUCACCCGAGACUUCCUGGAUGUGGUCACCAGGGAGUUUGAGCCCUUGCUGAAGCUGCAUGUGGCCGUGAAGAAGGUCCCACACGUGGAUGAGGAGGGGAAUCUGGUAAAGCCGCUAAGACCGAACGGGAUAAAGAUGGAGAAGUUUGUGUUUGAUGUGUUCCAGUUUGCUAAGAACUUUGUUGCCUUCGAAGUAUCUCGGGAGGAGGAAUUCUCCCCGCUGAAGAAUGCUGACACAGCCAGCAAGGACAACCCUUCCACCUCCCGGAGAGCCUUGUUGGCUCAGCACUACCGCUGGGCUCUGCAGGCCGGAGCCCACUUCCUGGAUGCACAUGGGGUCCAGCUUCCUCAGCAGUCUGGCUUGCUCCCAAAUGGAGACCCUCCAGCCAUCUGUGAGAUAUCGCCCUUGGUGUCUUACUCUGGAGAGGGGUUGGAGAUGUACCUACAAGGCCGAAAACUCCAGUCUCCAUUCAUUCUGGAUGAGGACCAAGCCAGGCUGCUGCAGUCACAGGAGUGCUAACCUGCUUGCUCCCAGCCUCUCCAGCCCUGGGGUCCUACCGGGUGCUGAUGCAGCUCUGGCCCAGGCUCUGAGUGGACAUGCUGGCCUGCAGGACACAGAAGGGAGUGUGCUAGUUUACUUCACAAGGCUGGGACCUCUUGGGUCCCCCAUGGAGUGUGGUUGUCUGUCUGUGCUUGUUUUGGUUUUGCCCCAUUGCUGGCUCUGGGGCUCCGCUGAGAGGCAGAGGGUUGGGGACCUCGGCACACGGGACUGGAGGUAGAGGUAGAGUGUGAGGUGUUGUCUGAGAAGGCAACACAGGACAUGCACUCUGAUCCCACACUGCCAGCACACAGGCCAGCCAAGUGCUCAGCAGACGGAGAGAUGCCUCAUGGGGGUGUAGCUAAAGGACCCCCCCCCAGUAGCUGAACAGUAGCUAGCUGAGCAUGUCACCCAUGUGCCUAGACGUACCAACAGAAAAGGCAUUGAGGACUCUGAUGUACACGCCUGAGAUGAGCAAGUUCUCCCUGACUUCCGGAGAUCUGUCCCACAGUCCCAGUCUCCCAGUCAACACCCACAAGUGGGCCUGGCUGCUGUGUUCUUAAGUAUGUUCCCCCAAGAACCAGGCCACACUGUUGCCUUUUAGAGUGACUACUCAUUUUGUCCAGGCCAGCACAUCUCCUCCUGAUUGGUCUUUUCCAAGAGCUUAGAACUUACUUGGAGAUGUCGCCUCAGUGUAAGUGGUGCUUGGCUCAGCUGCCCAGCCUUGUACUGUCUCUGACAGCAACUCCAUUGACUCACAGCUGGCUUCCCGUGCAGGACAGGGGUGACACCCGCCCUUCCCCAUGAUGUAAUAGUGGUCCGGAGAGGCAGCAUGCUCCCUCUCAUCUAGCCUUGGAGGUAUAGGCUCCUGCUCACUCCUGUCCACAUUCCCAGAGGAGGUGGCUGGGAAGAGUAUAUUCACCUUGUGGUGUGGAAGCAGUGGGUCUGGACUUGGGAAAGAUGGCAGGAUCAGGCCCACGGCUGCCAUCUUGGGAACUGACAUGUAGAAGACAACUGGGCUUUUGUAAGCUCUGUGGUCAUCUUGCUGUAGGCCUCAGAAGCAAAGUGUAUUCUGGCACCCUUCUCUUCCUGCUCCACAGGCACGCUGGGGUCCCUGGAGGAGGAGAGGGUCCCUGAGGGAGACCAAAGGUUCAGGUUCUUCCUGAAUAAACAAUUAGUUGGGUGAA